AUGAUGGAAGCUCCUGUAGUGUCCGCACCGCCCCCGCCGAGUUCCUUCUCAAAAAAUACCAAAAAACCGUCAUUUUUCGGCGGUAACUGGACGUUUCGUGAUCGGAAACAGUCGCGACCAAGUAUGGACCACGACUGUAUGAGAAGGGAUGAUCGACCGAUGAGCAUGAACCUAUCCGAAUCGCGUGGUGCACGGAGCAAAAGUGAGACGGCUGCGCGUCAGGUGGAAAUCCGGGUACCAGUGAAAAUCGAACGAGCACCUCCCGCCGAUGAACAUCGACGCACCAGGCAAAUGUCUGAAACGGCUGCUGUCUACAAAACAAAUAUCACCGUUGACGACUCGGCUGUGUCGACGCCGACGGCUGUUCUACGUCCGCGAAAAGAACUGGCCGAAACGAACAAUAAUAGUUAUAACUACAACUCCAGCAGCAAUCCCCUUCGAAAAAGUUGUCCGGACCUUGAUGCCGCUGCGGCUGCCGCGUUGUCGACGACCGAGGAACGCGGUGCACGACGGCGAAAUCGUCGAGCCAAGGAGAAGAUCAAGGAGGCUAGUUGGAGACGAAAACCGGUUGAGGACUGGGCCCUUGACGACGUCCUACUUUGGCUGCAAGCAUGCAGUUUAGACGACGUUGCCUCACUUCUCAUCGGCUACGAUCUCAGGGGAACCGAUCUACUUACGUGGGAUCACGACUGUUUGUCUCAACUCGGUGUCACAAGUGCGUCAAUUCGUGAGAAGAUUUUGAAAGAAUUGGCUGCGAUCAGGGAACGUGGUCCAGAAGAAGCGAAAGAGACAGAGAAAAGAAAUGGGCACCGUGCACUGUUCGAUAUCGUCAAACAGAGCACAUACGAUCAGGUAUUAGCUGUCGAGACCCCCUUGACGACCCGCGAUAUCAUUGUGACUCAUGGUCGCCUUGGUUGCCUUCAGAUCACCAAAGUGAACGGCGUGAAUCUGCCACUGAGGGAGAAUGACUGUCUUCUGGAAAUCAACGAUUGUCCCGGAGAACAGUUCAAAUCCGCGUUAAUGCUGACAAAACUUAUCAGCGACUCUAACGGCUCUCCUAUUCGAUUUGUCGUGCUUCGUAUGAAAACCGUAGACCGAGCCGAUGACAGCUUCAAUGAAACUUCAAGCAGUGGUGUAUCGUCGUCUCCUCGAAGUCCAAGCGAGUAA
This is a messenger RNA of Cooperia oncophora, 1167 nucleotides long. The record is from the annotation of a GenBank genome assembly. NCBI's taxonomy places the organism in Eukaryota, Metazoa, Nematoda, Chromadorea, Rhabditida, Trichostrongylidae.